GCUCCUCAUUCCGUUAACAAUGGCACUACCGGGAUUACUAAAACCGGUGCACUUAAGCGUACGGCUGGAGCUACCGGAGCAGUCGGAAUGCCCAAUCGAUCGCGUCGGACAAAAACGCGAAAGGCCUCCAUGGUAAUAGCACAUUCGGUGGAGGUAAAAUCUGUCAAGGAUAAACAAAUGCCUCCACCGUUACCACCUACUCCUAUCCCGUACAGAAGCGGUCGAACUUGUACUCGGUCACGCAGACUGUCCAUUAAAUCGCUUUGCAAUAUCACUUCGAUAGUUGCAAGCAACAUUUCGACAAACUCGGGUCCAAUUGCGAGUUGUACUCGUGCAGCCUUGGCCGCCCAAUUGAGCUUAACACGUGCAUACAAUCUCGUCGUCUGUGCGACACCGCCUCGACGCCGUACACGAGUUCGCCGUGUGGCUUCAGUUUCUAUUCGGGUCGCACGUGGGAACAAACCCGGGGCACCGGUUUAUUCUCGCGGAGAACCACAACUGAACACGUCUAAACCCACAUACUCUCGAUGGGAACAGGUUGAUAAUGUUCAGGAAAUGUCGUUUUACGAGUCGAAGAAUGCGGAUGAAAAAGACGACCAUCCAAGCACAGUCGUCCUCUGUCGAGCUGAUGAUAAAUUUGUACUCGAACAGGAUAUGUGCGUAGCUUGUGGUUCUUUCGGGCUGGACAUGAUGUUACUCGCCUGUGCUCAAUGCGGUCAGUGUUACCAUCCUUUCUGUGCUGACGUGCCCAAGAUCACGCGAACCAUGAUAGAACGGGGUUGGCGUUGUCUGGAUUGCACCGUGUGCGAAGGUUGCGGACGCACGACAAACGAAGGCCUGUUACUCUUGUGUGAUGAUUGCGAUAUAAGCUAUCACACCUACUGUCUGGACCCACCUCUACAAGAGGUACCCAAGGGGGGCUGGAAGUGUUCGGAGUGCGUUGUGUGCAAUAAUUGCGGUCAACGAGAUCCUGGACUGCAUGGAAAAUGGCAUGCAAACUACUCCCUUUGCUCUCCAUGUGCAUCAUUGGCCACUUGUCCUGUAUGUACACUGGCCUAUCGUGAAGGUGAGCUGCUGAUCCGAUGCGCUCUUUGCGCACGCUGGUCGCAUGCAGGCUGUGAUCAGUUGCGUACGGAAGAAGAGCUCGAACUGGCUUCUGAUAUGGGCUAUAACUGCUUGCUCUGUCGCGAAGCUGGUGCGAGUAUGGGAGCAGGCCAUAUACAGAUUCCGUUGACAUGUGCACGCUUUCGAAAUCCUCAGAUCCUAACUUGUCAUCUGCUCAUGACUGUACGUAAUCACACGGACCUGUUGAGCAUGCAUGUCUCUUUUGCCGAAUUCCCAUGUAACUUCGCGAUCUUCCUGAAGCCGCCUUAUCCUUUUCCAGCAUCCGAGUGUAGCUGA
Messenger RNA from Echinostoma caproni, 1401 nucleotides. The record is from the annotation of a GenBank genome assembly. Lineage: Eukaryota; Metazoa; Platyhelminthes; Trematoda; Plagiorchiida; Echinostomatidae.